UAAUAAUAGUGGUAGCUGUAUUUAUUUAGGGAGAAAUCCUAAUGUUUAAGGGAAAUAUUUUAGGUGUAACAAAUGAAGUUAAACAAAUAGAACAGAGUUUCUAGAUCACAGCUGGUGCCUGUCUGAUCUGUGUGUUUUAGCUCUGUGCGGUUCGGUGUUAGAUUUCAUCUCCAGAUUUUUCCUCAUCCUCUGUCUCUGCUCCCCGCAGUGAGUCUCCCCGGCUGCAGCUCCUCAUUUCAUCCCGGCGCCCGCAGGAACAUCUCGCCCCUCUCUGCGCCUCUCUGGAGAAAUGUCAGACGUCGGCUCGGAUCAGGUCCGGACCGGAGAGCAGAACUGGAGCCGAACCGAGCCGAACCAACAGGAGGCCUCGGUUCCUCAGUCGCACACCGUGUUCGUGAUCCUGGACUCGGCUGAAACUCUCAACUUGGUCCAGAUGGAGUCUGGGAUUGUGGCCGACAUCGAGGUUGACAGUUUGAUUCCCACAGACAGUGACAUCUUCUACCAGAUCAAGAGCCAGCCAAUCAGCAUCAGCUCCUCUGCAGCAUCCCCCUCUUUGUCAUCUUCAUCGUCUCUUCCGUCGGUGAUGUCGUCCCGGGUUCUGAUGCGCCAGGGGCUGAUGCGGCAGCAGGCGCUGGAGGAGCAGCAGAAGGAGGCGCAGCAGCAGAGGGAGGCGCAGCGCUGCAGCGACUCCUCCUCCCCUAUCAGCCUGGCUAACUCCGCCCCCUGCACACCUGCCCAGGUUCCCGUGGAGGUGCUGAAGGUUCAGACUCACCUGGAGAACCCCACCAGGUACCACAUCCAGCAGGCCCAGAGGCAGCAGGUCCGCCAGUACCUGUCCAACACCAUGACAGCCAAUCAGCAGCCAGCGCUGCAGCCAAGCCCCUCCCCCCAGCAGGACUCUGGUGCCACGCUGUCCGAUGAGAGCAGCCCAAAGCAGGAGGUAACGACCAGAACCGGGCCGGCAGCAGCAGGUUUUGCAGUUGGUCCUGUGACGGCCAGCAGCCGGACAGGAAGCAGCGUCAGCUCAACAGGAAGCAGUGUCAGCUCAACAGGAAGCAGUGUCAGCUCUAACUGCUUCCUGUCUGGCUGCAGCUGCUGAGUCGGCACCUCCAGAGGAUCUGAGUCAGGCCGCAGGAAGCCAGGAAAACCACUUCCUGUUGGAGAUGGAGCUGCUGCUGCCGCACUC
Molecule: messenger RNA, 1186 nt
Organism: Poecilia reticulata (guppy)
Lineage: Eukaryota; Metazoa; Chordata; Actinopteri; Cyprinodontiformes; Poeciliidae
Source: RefSeq, a predicted model, not a curated record